AUGCCACCCAAAGUUUUGAGGCGCGACGGAAAUGAGACUCGGACUGCGCUGCGCGUCCAAACCCAAGGCGAAGAUGAUAGCGACGUCGAGAUGGAUGAUGCCGUGUCCGACCAGAUGGCCAGCCCUGUCGCUGCUCGCAAAGCCCCGUCUAUGGCCCUGAAGGCUAUCAAAGCCCGUGAAAAGGCGCUGGUCGACAAGUUCGCAGUCGUGCAGGCCAACAUACAGAACGAUCUCGAAAAAGACGAUGGCGUUGUAGUGGACUGUUUCUUCCAUGCGAAGGAGAAACGCGCUCCGAUGGAUAAGUCCUACGACUAUACCCAUCUCAUGAAGCUGGUAUCACCCAUGCCAUUUGUCCUGGUGAAGCAGACCAUCCUCACCGAAGGCGAGUACGCAGGUCAUGUUGCCAUCUUGGUCAAGCAGUCUUUGCCUUUCCCCUUAAUGAGGCUCCCUAUCUCCGUUCGUACCAAGGUGCUUAACUUUAUGCUCAAGCAUGAUGAAGAGGCCAUCCGGGUUUCUCUCUCCCAGGGAGGAAAAAAGGCAGCAUAUUCGAAAGAGUUCCACGGCAAGAACACGCUCGCCAUCCUUGCGACAUGCAAACAGAUCCGCGAUGAGGCGGCGCCUCUCCUCUACGGCCAAACCUUCGUCUUCCCAGGCACUGGCGCCCUUACCACAUUCUUGCUCCAAAUCGGCCAAUUUAGCAAGUAUCUCCGCCACCUUGAACUCGAAACGUACACCGGUGCCUCCGCGCGUACCAUGUUCCACCUUCUCGAAAAGGCCACGUCGCUUGAGAUACUCCAUUUUCAACAUAUCUCCUCUAAUGAGAGGCCGAAAACGGCGGUCAAGAACAUAUACAACGAUGCCUAUCCGUGGCUGAUGGCCGUUGGUAAGGAAUGUCCCACCAAGGGUCUCGAGAUUAUGCACUUUCACGAGGCGGCAUUCCACCGACGUGACAAGAACGAAAAUGGAGAGCCCGAAUCCAUCAAAUGGAGCAGUGCAGAACAUGAAACACUCCGCAGAGGACUUCGCUUGAAGUUGGAGAAGGCAAGCAGGGCCAAUGCAUCAUCUUGA
Messenger RNA from Westerdykella ornata, 1068 nucleotides. RefSeq lists its product as uncharacterized. Bases 1 to 1068 code for a protein of 355 amino acids. NCBI's taxonomy places the organism in Eukaryota, Fungi, Ascomycota, Dothideomycetes, Pleosporales, Sporormiaceae. The transcript is spliced from 3 exons. The record is from RefSeq and is a predicted model, not a curated record.